AUGCAUCAGCACCCACGGUCGCCCGCCAUUCCGCCUCCGCCCAAGAUUACCUCUCAGUCUGCUGCCGCCCGGGACGACUUGAGGGAGUCCGAGUCGGCGCCACAGUCUCCGGCGACAGAGGGGCGGUCACAUCAGACCAGGGGUCCCAGCAUCGAUGCAAAUCCAGAAUCAGCCCCGGGGCCCUCGUCAAAAGACUCGGAAUCACCAGGCAAAGAAGCCCUCGCGAAGUUGAGUCAAAUCAUUGCGAAUUACCAUACCAAAGCAGCUCUCAUCAUUCUUCAAUCACGUAUUGACUUGCCGCUGGCAUAUACAAAAGACUCGAAAACACCCAAGAUCAAUCGCUGGUUCAAUGUCGAAAUUGAAGAUACCGAUGCUCUUCGAGAACAAUUGUGGACAUGGCGGACCUGCGAUGCUACCACAAACCGACCCCCGCCGCUGAUCAUCGAAACCUAUCUAGACCCUGCCGGGCUCUCGAAUAAACAGAGUCUGGUGAUUUUGGAUGAGCAUGGGAAACGCUGGGAUGUGCAGGACUCGAUUGCAGGGUUUCGAGAUACUGGGCUGAAUCCCAGUCGCCAGGACUCGGACGACGUGAUACUCGAACGAUGGCGGAUAGAGCUGGGAGAUGCGACCAGCAAGCCAUCGGCCGACCUGGGGUCGAUGCUGCCGACAGUGUACAAAAAGAGUAUCGUUCUCUUCAGGUCAUUGUUCACGUAUUGCAAACUACUUCCAGCCUGGAAGUUGUCCCGACUGUCCUCGACAGCGCGGCAAAGCCCUGCUCUGCAGGUCAAAUACCGUAUCGUUGAUCCCACGGUGGCUCCGCAUGAUGCAUGGCCCAAAGUGAAUCGGGACCAUCUAACUCUGCCUCUCUAUGAGGGUCAUGAAAAAACCGUGGAGACCUAUCGGUUUGGUCCAACUGACUCUCCUGCCGGGCCCUUCGGAGUAGAGGUCACAUUUCGGACAAAUUGCGAUUUUCGUGUCGAUGAUUCCGAAGCGAUCCUGAGCUCACGAUUCAUGGGAGCUGACGACGACAUCUUUCUUCCGUCCUUGCCUUCCACCGACGUCGCUCGCCCCAAUCUGGAGAUCGGAUCCAUGCCUGUCAAGCGAUGGUCGACCGACAACCCAGACUGCUCGCGUGCCUACGGUAGUUUGUCCACGUAUCACCAGGUUGGAGCGAACAGUGGGACUAGUCCAAUAUCUGCGUUACGCGCCGUCAGGGACUCGGCAGGCGAAGCCUCCUCGUCCCCCUCUACUUCUCACUCAAAGCGACCCUUGGCCGUGCCAGCCGCACGAAUUCUACCCCCUGGCCGUGCCGCGCAAAUUGCCAGUGAAAGCUUGCCCAGUUCCCCUCGACGGCCCUCCGUCUCUUUCCCAGCGUUCAAAGCCCCACCUCUUUCUGCAUCGCCAUCGUUGACAGACACUCCUCUCGGAGCUUCCCCGCGGACUACCUCCUCUCGAUUUGCAGGUGCAACGUCAGCUGACUCUCGUCCUAUGCCGCCUCCCUCCUCUGCGGCCUCUGCUCGCAAGUCUGCUUCUCUCGCAUCAGAACCUGCCUUCUCCUCCUCUACGUCAGCCUCCCCACGACCCGUCCCAAUCUCUCGUUACACCAGCUCGUUCAGCAAUCGACGAGGCCGGCCAUCCUCGGCAGGCACUAUGAAGCUGGAAGAUGAUAACUCCAGUGGCAAGGCUAGUGCAGCCUCAUCCAAUGUUCAACCGGGAUCUGGUCUCCUCUCAGAGCUCACUGGAACGAGUGCCGAGUCACUCCAUGCAGACGACGAAAACAUCUCCGAAUUUUUGAAGAUGUUGGACUCGUCGAAGGAUCUGAUGCGUAAGAGUACGCUGAGAAGCGCCGACAACACGCAGAGACGUAUCGUACCAAACCUUGCACGCUUUCAGCAGAUGCGAGACUCCAACGCGGCCCUCUACGAAUCCAUCUCCUCAUCCGUGCACUUGCAACGUUCCUCGUUGUCCUCCAGCAAACAGCUCUCCGGAGUUCCACCAAUGAUCUCCGGUACCUCUAUUUCGACGGCUUCCUCCCCUGGAAAACCAAUCUCCCCCCACACGCCACAUACGCCUGCAAUUCGGUCACGCCUAAGCUCAAACAGUGUAGCGGAUGAUCUCAUCACCGAACAGACUCGUCGAGGUCCUCGUCAGGAUCACGAAUCAACUGUUGAGGAGAACCCUCAUCUAGAAGCCACCCAACCCAACACAUCGGCUGCAGGCGCAAUCGAUAUCCCAACAUCGCCCCGUGUCUUCUUGCCAGCAUACCGUCGAUCGAGCUCAGCUGCUCAGCAUCGCCGUCCUAACUCGGGUGAUGAUGAGGAUAUCUUCAACCUAGUCAUCCGCAGCAUGAGUCUCGGCGCAGAGACGCCCGCGGUUCCACAGCAGCGGCCCCAAGAUGACAACCCCGAUUCCGAGGCUCUGACCGGGAGACGACCAUCGGAAGGCCCGUCGAGUGUGACAAGCGGUACUGCCGGCCGCGGCCCGAACGCGGCGCGAGCCUCAGCAACGUCUCACUCGCCCAGCUUGUAUCAGCCACGCUUUGCCAGUUCUCGUGGACGAGGCUUCUCUGGUGGACAUUCUCUCAGUUCUGCAUCCAGCAGUCUUGCCCGCGGGGCCACUGUUCCGUCUCACCUCGUCGAGCGUGAUGACCAUGACGGCAAUGCCAGUGGCAGCAACAGCGGGAACUCGGCAAGUGAAACUCGUCGCGGGUCCAUCCACCGUCCUGGCGCAAGCAGAGCGCCUCCUCCACAGGCGAUGUUCGAGGAUGACGAGCCGCUGCUCUUCGCCAUGAGCGACUUUGGUGUCUCGCGUCGCAGCCUGGAGGAGAAUCGCCAUGCCACCCACGGCGCGGACACCAGUGGUGCGUCAAGACGAGGUAGCACACGCCGUGGAGCUGGCUGGUAA
Messenger RNA from Penicillium diatomitis, 2904 nucleotides. RefSeq lists its product as uncharacterized. Gene Ontology annotation, biological process: autophagosome assembly; piecemeal microautophagy of the nucleus; mitophagy. The coding region runs from base 1 to 2904 and encodes 967 amino acids. The record is from RefSeq and is a predicted model, not a curated record. Gene Ontology annotation, cellular component: cytosol; extrinsic component of membrane; phagophore assembly site. NCBI's taxonomy places the organism in Eukaryota, Fungi, Ascomycota, Eurotiomycetes, Eurotiales, Aspergillaceae. The transcript has 3 exons.